CCAGCGCCGCGUGCCGCCCGCGCGGGCUCAGCGCCCGCCACCUGUUCCCUGAGUGCGCAGCGAUGGGCACGGGGCCCUGUGCCCCCCCCCUGCUCCCUCCUGCCCCAAAUCUGUGCCUGGGCAGCACCGAGGAGCUCCCGCCGUCCCUCCCUGUGCCGGGGCAACGCGCUCCUGGGGGCCAGCAGCAUCCCCCGCCCCAUGGCUGGGCGCUGAGGGGGGGUUGGGGGGCUCCUGGGGGCUCAGCCGUCCCCGCUGCCCCCCCAGAGCCCGACAAUGCGGGCCGGGGGCUGCCGCUAAGCCCCUGCUCUUAAAAUAGCGUUGGGCUCAGUGUGCCCUUUGCCAGCCCGCCCCCCAGGCACGGGGAAAUAUCAGCGGGGUGCGGGGGGGUCACUGGGGGUGCUGGGGCGUGUGUGAGCUGCAGGCACUGAGCCAGGGGUGCGGGGGGGGGGCCCAGGGACCCAUCACCCCCUGCCCCGGCAAACAUGGAGCUGCUGGGGUGGGACGCGGUGUCCCUGUGCCACCAACGUGGGUGUCCCCUUGCAGGGGGGGGGGGGGGGGCGGGCAGCCAGGACAAUGCGGGACCCCCGCCCGCCGACCUGCCGCUGCUUUUUAUAACCGGCCCAGCUGUCCUGCAGGAGCCCAAAUAAGGCUGUGGCCGCCCGGACCCCCCCACGCCAGACAAUGGGUCCCGAGCAGAGACUUUUUGGGAGCACUGGGGGGGGGCGGGGAGGGCCAAGAAAGGCAAAGCCCCCGCGCCCACGGACCGGGGCGCACCCAUAAACCGGGCGGCAGCGGGCAGCGGGCGCCAGUGCCACCGAGUGCGCCCUCCAGCUGAGCCCGCUCCGCUGAGCCCCCGCGCCCCGCAGCCAUGGAGGCCAUCAAGAAGAAGAUGCAGAUGCUGAAGCUGGACAAGGAGAACGCCCUGGACCGGGCGGAGCAGGCAGAGGCCGAGCAGAAGCAGGCGGAGGAGAGGAGCAAGCAGCUGGAGGACGAGCUGGCCGCCAUGCAGAAGAAGUUGAAGGGGACGGAGGACGAGCUGGACAAGUACUCGGAGGCCCUGAAGGAUGCCCAGGAGAAGCUGGAGCUGGCGGAGAAGAAGGCGGCGGAUGUACGUAUGGGGACGAGAGCUGGGCCGGCCACCCCCCGGCAAGGGGACGGAGGACGGUCCCCCAAAAUGGGGCAGGGGCACAGGGCCGAGCGCGGGGAGGGGGCGGGUGGCCCUGGAGCUGGGGUCAGCGCUCGGCCCCGGGAGCGCUGCGUCACGGCCGCGGGCGGAGGACCAACGCCAAAGAAGGACGGAGGACAACUGCACAGCGCUGCUAUUGUUGGCCGCCGUUUCCAGGAAAACAAUGGCGCGAGCGGUGCAGGGUUUCGCUGCCCGGCAGCCACGUGGCACCACGGCCCUUAUUGUCACCUGCGGGGACGCGGCGGCCUCGGGGGCCGUCACCCUGCGCUGCCCGGGGCUCGGCUGCAGCGGUCCCCGCUGGCGCGGCUCUCCCCGGUCCCAUGGGGCAGCGCCGCGUGGGGACACUCGAGCUCCUGUGCUCGCUGGGCCAUCCUCCCUCUGAUCACCACAAUUCGGGGCCCCGGGGUCCCUCAGCCCCAGGGCCGUGCUGUGCCUCACUGGGGACGGCGCUGAGCCAGCACCGCGCUCACCCCCACCACGAAGGGCUCCGGAGCCCGUCCGUCCCCACGCUCCCUGCCCUUCUCCAUUGCUCAGCACCGCGUCCCCGCGCCCUUCGCCUCUCAUCCGUUCCCCGCACGGCGCUGGGAGGUGGCGGAGGGCACCGUGCUGCUGUGCCGUGCUCCCCCCGUCACCACGCAUCGCCCGCAGCGCUCGGUCACACUUUUAUUGAGCCCCCCAUGCCCGGAACGAGCUGUGCCCCUCAGAGCGGAGCUGGUGCCGCUGCAGCUCUCAGCUCGGUUGUGUGGGGGGAUAUGGAGGGGAGCGGGGGGGGCUCUGGGGGCUCUCAGCCCAAUGUGGGGUGAGGUGAGGUGAGGGGAGGGGAGGUGAGGGAAGGGGAGGUGAGGUGAGGCUCAGCACCGCUGGCAGUGGGUUCGGAGCAGAGCCGAGCUGGGAACUGGGGCACAGCGGGAGGGGCAGGGGGGUGAGCUCAGCCCCCGGGAAUGCACCAGCACCGCCGUGCCCGUAUAAGGCCCGCGGGCUGUGGAAGCCCGGCCCCGGCGAGCGCCCGGUGUGUGGGGCCUGGGGCUGCGCGGGGCAGAGCAGCGCUGGGGGCACGGGGACGUGUGGGGAAUGUGUGGGGUGGGCACCCAGGAGCGGACGGGGCAGCACCGCACGUCCCCAGAGCUGUGUGGGGCAGAGCCUGGUGAACCCAGCGCCGUGUGGGGCAGAGCCCGGCAUCCCCGGCCACCUGUGGGACAGGCCCCGGCGCCCCACGGCCGCCCCCUGCCCCCGCGUGGCACACGGCCCGGUCCUCCUCAGGGCGGCCCUGCUGCCC
Messenger RNA from Numida meleagris (helmeted guineafowl), 2462 nucleotides. RefSeq lists its product as uncharacterized. The record is from RefSeq and is a predicted model, not a curated record. NCBI's taxonomy places the organism in Eukaryota, Metazoa, Chordata, Aves, Galliformes, Numididae. The coding region runs from base 869 to 1639 and encodes 256 amino acids. The transcript is spliced from 2 exons. Gene Ontology annotation, molecular function: actin filament binding. Gene Ontology annotation, biological process: muscle contraction; actin filament organization. Gene Ontology annotation, cellular component: actin filament.